AUGUCCACUAAUGCAUCUGCAACAUUCUCCAUUAGAUCUGAUGUUGCUGUGAAGCCUGCAAUGAAUUAUGAUGUUAGAAACGAUGGAUAUAGAUGUGAUGUUAGAUCUGAAGUUGUGAAACCUAUGAUGAAUUAUGGUCCUAGAAAUGAUGGAUCCAAAUUUGGAAAUACUUUUACCUUCAAGAGAAAGGAUAAGCCAUAUUGUACUCACUUAUCUCAACUCAUUUCAUCAAUAACUACAAAUUUCCUUCAGAACAAUACAAGAAAAUCCUCGUUAUUUACUAUGGCAAGCAUUGUAACCUUUAAACUUAGUAGUUUGCCAAAGAAAGUGUCAUUCCCCAAACCCGCAGAAUUACCGGGUACGACGCCAAUUAACACCGAGCCAACAAGUGGGAAUGGAGGACUCAAACAAAAGAUGCAAUUCAGUUCACGCAGAUUAGUUAGAGGCCCUCUUGCUGUCACAACUGAUGCUCCUACAGAGAAAAUGGCUUCAAAAUCUGGCAACAGCAAGUUGGCAAAUUACGUGCCACUUUAUGUAAUGCUUCAGUUGGGAGUUGUUACGAGAGAGAAUGAAUUCCUGGACAAGGGAAAGCUAGAGAAGCAGCUCAAAGAGCUAAAGGCUGCUGGAGUUGAUGGAGUAAUGGUAGAUGUGUGGUGGGGAAUUGUAGAGGCCAAAGGUCCCAAACAGUAUGAUUGGUCUUCCUACAGGAAAUUGUUCCAACUUGUUCAAAAUUGUGGAUUAAAAAUACAGGCUAUAAUGUCAUUCCACCAGUGUGGAGGCAAUAUAGGAGAUGCUGUAUACAUUCCUAUUCCACAUUGGAUACUUGCGGUCGAAGAAAAAGACCCCGAUAUUUUCUACACUAACCGAUCAGGUACCAGGAACCAAGAGUACCUCUCACUUGGUGUGGAUAACCUGCCUCUCUUUGGAGGUCGAACUGCUGUUGAGAUUUAUAGUGACUACAUGAAGAGCUUCAGAGAGCACACAUCAGAUUUUCUGGAAGCUGAAACCAUUGUAGACAUUGAGGUAGGAUUAGGCCCUGCAGGAGAGCUAAGAUACCCAUCUUAUCCAGAGACUCAAGGAUGGAAGUUCCCAGGCAUUGGAGAAUUUCAGUGCUACGACAAGUAUUUGAGACAAGAUUUUAAAGAGGCUGCAACAAAGGCAGGGCAACCUGAAUGGGAUCUCCCAGAUGAUGCAGGAACAUAUAAUGACACGCCGGAGAAAACAGGAUUCUUCAGACCAAACGGGACUUACCAGACAGAAAAGGGGAAGUUUUUCUUAACAUGGUACUCUAACAAGCUAUUAGAACAUGGAGAUCAGAUACUUGAGGAGGCCAACAAAACUUUCUCGGGUUGCAAAGUCAACCUAUCAGCUAAGGUUUCUGGCAUCCACUGGUGGUACAAGGAUGAGAGUCAUGCUUGUGAGCUAACAUCAGGAUACUAUAACCUGACUGACAGGGAUGGAUAUCGGCUGAUAGCAAGGAUGUUGUGCAGACAUUAUGGAACCUUAAAUUUCACAUGUCUUGAAAUGAGAAACACUGAACAAGCGACAGAAGCUAAAAGUGGACCUCAAGAACUUGUACAACAGGUUUUGAGUGGCGGAUGGACAGAAAAUAUUGGCGUAGCCGGUGAAAAUGCACUUUCAAGAUAUGAUCGUGCAGGUUACAAUCAAAUCCUUCUGAAUGCAAGGCCAAAUGGUGUCAACAAAAAUGGUCCCCCAAAACUGAAAAUGGCUGGAGUGACCUACCUUCGUUUAUCAGACGAGCUGCUAGAGCGGAAGAACUUCAGUAUAUUUAAGACAUUUAUCGAGAAAAUGCAUGCUGAUCAGGAUUACAGUCCAGAGGUCACUGAUGUAGCUCCACUGCAACGAUCAAAACCGAAGAUUCCAAUUGAUGAACUUCUGGAAGCAACUAAACCAAUUAAGCCAUUCCCAUGGGACGAAGAAACAGACAUGAGUGUUGGUAGCACUUUAGCUGAUUAUUUGGACAAAUUCUUGGACUUCUUUUUUUCCAAUAUUCUAAACUGA
Fraxinus pennsylvanica is the source of this 2022-nucleotide messenger RNA. Lineage: Eukaryota; Viridiplantae; Streptophyta; Magnoliopsida; Lamiales; Oleaceae. The record is from the annotation of a GenBank genome assembly.